This is a messenger RNA of Scylla paramamosain (green mud crab), 3885 nucleotides long. RefSeq names its product tigger transposable element-derived protein 6-like. Lineage: Eukaryota; Metazoa; Arthropoda; Malacostraca; Decapoda; Portunidae. Bases 1728 to 3155 code for a protein of 475 amino acids. Gene Ontology annotation, molecular function: DNA binding. The transcript is spliced from 2 exons. Gene Ontology annotation, cellular component: nucleus. The record is from RefSeq and is a predicted model, not a curated record.
UAUUAGAUUACAUGUUGAGUAAUGGCAGAUGAAUGGAAUGAACUUUGUAAUGAGGUUAUUAGUGUCGAGUCAUGAGGGAGCUUUAGAGGAUUACGGAGAUUUAUAUACAGGAUGAUUUAGAGAAAAAAAAUAUACAUGUUUUAUACAGGGACUGCCGCGCAUAGGCCUGAUGGCUCCUUGUGUACCUUCCCUAAUUUUCUUAAGUUCUUUAUGUUACUCUCAUUGCUUUGCAUGUUGUCAUUACCUUAAGCAGUAAGUGUUGUGUGCACCAACAUGCAAGAAAAAAAAAAACGAUAAAUUUGACAUAAGAAAUCGGUACAUUACGAACUUACACACACACACACACACACACACACACACACACACACACACACACACACACACAGAGAGAGAGAGAGAGAGAGAGAGAGAGAGAGAGAGAGAGAGAGAGAGAGAGAGAGAGAGAGAGAGAGAGAGAGAGAGAGAGAGAGAGAGAGAGAGAGAGAGAGCAUAUAAUUCCUUUUUGUUAUAUAUAUUGGCAUUGUAGACAGCUACAUAAAAAAGUGUUGCUUUAAGCCUGCUGUAAAUUUUGUUUGAGUAAAAUAAAAAUAUGCUGCCUGGCCAAUAAUAACCUCGUGACCACCACCACCACCACCACCACCACCAAGACCCAACAAGUCCUCAACAGUCCCCUGCCCUCCCCACUCUCAUCGAUGCUUCCAGUCACCCUACCCAUCCCCCAACACACACACACACACACACACACACACACACACACACACACACACACACACACACACACACCACACCGAGGCAUCCUGCAGUGUUUCCUCGUCUCGUCCUCUCCUCCCGGCCCUUGUGCUUCCCGCCGCCUCCCGGUGUUGUCUGGACCAAAACUCGCGGCAGGUUUUUUUUUUUUUUUUUUUAAUCCACUUUGUAGGCUUGUGGGGUUUUACGAGUGAUUGUUUCAGGGAUGCGCACUUAAUUUAUUUUUGGUGGUCCCGCCUGGUUUGGUUUUGGCUGAAGUGGUAAGUCUGUUUUGAGGUCAUUAGUGGAACUGCGGGUAAUUGCACUGAAGUGACAGGAAAAGUGGGCGUAUUAGCUGUUUUUUAUAUUAAUGUUGUAGGUGAAAGUCUGAUUUUUGUCGAGUUUAAUAGGUGAAAAUUUAUGUGUUUAUGUCAGAUCAGUAGUGGUACUGCGGGUAAUUGCAUUGAGGUGAGAGGAAAGUGUGGGGUAAUAGUUGUGUUUUGUAUUAGUAUUGUAGAUUUGUAUGUAUGGUUUCAAUUUUGGUGAGUGAAGAUUUUUGGAUGGUUUGAGAUUGACUGGGAGGAUUUAUGGAUGCUUUGGGUUUACAGGGAAGGUUCAUGGAUGGCUUAAUGGUUGGAGCCGGAAGAUUUUUGUCUGAUCAGGUUUUUUAUUAUGAUAGGUUUUUGGGAAUGGUUUAGAAUUUGAUGAGGGGAAGCUAAUGGAUGGUUUGGGACGAGGGUUUAAGUGAGGGAAGGCCUUGAAGUUCAUGAAGGAAGGUUUUUGGACCGUUUGCAAUUUGGCGAGGCAAAUUAGGGGAGAGCGGGGCUAGUUGCAUCGCGGGUAAGUUGCAUCAGUGAGCAUAACUGGCAUCUCAGCGGCUGCAUUAGGGUGACAGGCGGUUCAAAUGUGUGUUGGUCAAUGCGGACAUCGCUGCGGCAGAGGGAGGUGGAUUGCGCAAGUGCUCUUGAAUUUAUGAGAAAUUUACUGAUUUCGGCCUUGAAAUGGUUCGGAACUACAAAAGAAAGACUGAACGUGGGUCAGCAACACCCCAACUAAUGCAGGAGGCUGCUGAUUUUGUUCGAAAUAAGAAUAAAUCAGUGAGAGAGUCCACACAACUGUUUGGUGUCCACUACUUAACCUUACAACGAUUUAUUCACAAAACCUCUGGCAACACUGCUAAAAACAAUACACAUGUAGGAUAUGCCAAACCAAGACAAGUAUUUACAUGUGAGCAGGAAGAAGAAUUAGUAUCCUAUCUGAAAACAGCAGCAGCAAUUUAUUUUGGUCUUUCUCCGAGAGAAGUCAAGGAACUGGCUUUCAAAUGCGCCAAUGAAGCAAAGAUAGAAAUGCCUGAUAAUUGGCGCAAUGAUAAAUAUGCUGGAAAAGACUGGUUUUCAGGUUUCAUGAAGCGACAUGGACAAGAACUCUCAAUUAGACAACCUGAAGCGACAAGUUUGUCCAGAGCUACAAGUUUCAACAAGCAUAAUGUAGAGUUAUUUUUCUCCAAGCUUUCUUCUCUCAUGGAUAAGUAUAAAUUUGAACCUCAAGACAUAUGGAAUGCUGAUGAAAGUGGAGUGACAACUGUUCAGAAACCUCGUGCAGUGGUAGCAGUUAAGGGCACAAAGCAAGUUGGCUCUCUUACCUCAGCUGAGAGAGGACAACUUGUUACAUUUUGUGUUGCUGUCAGUGCCAUUGGAGGGUCUGUUCCUCCCAUGUUGAUAUUUCCACGGAAAAACUACCAUGAUCAUUUCAUAAGGGAUGGCCCAGAAGGAUCAAUUGGAGCCUGUCACCCUUCUGGAUGGAUGACACAGGAUAACUUCUUACUGUUUAUGAAGCAUUUCAUUAAGCAUACAAAAGCAACUGUCGAGAAACCUAUCUUGCUGUUGCUAGAUAAUCACCAAUCUCAUGUUAACUAUGAUGUUAUCACAUUAUGCAAGGAAAAUGGAGUGGUUUUGCUGUCAUUUCCUCCACACUGCUCCCACAAGUUGCAGCCCUUAGAUAGGUCAGUUUAUGGACCUUUCAAGCGUUACCUGAGUUCAGCUCAGAAUGACUGGUUACGGAGUAAUCCUGGAAAAAGAAUGACCAUUUACGACAUUCCUUCUCAAGUAAAAAAAGCUUUUCUGAGAGCUUCAACUCCCAUUAACAUCACGAGUGGCUUUAAAGUCAGCGGCAUCAGUCCUUUGAAUACAAAUAUCUUUGAUGACUGGGAGUUUGCUCCCUCUUCAGUAACGGAUCGCCCAGUGAGGCAGCAAUGUGAACAGGAUGCGGCCAAAGCAAUGCAAGAUGUCUCAGAGGUUUCAAAAUCGGUAGAUGAACAUUGGUUUUCUUCCACUUCUGCAUCAAUGGAACCCCAUCCUUCCUCUUCUACAGCCAGUGAACCCCUUCCUUCCACUUCAACUGCAGUAGGACCACAACCAGCAGUAGCCUAGCUUCUUCCAUUACUGAUCAAGUUGAAACUGCAAAUGUUGGUGAGUCUUCCCUUUGCCCAGAAAAAAUCAUGCCACAUCCAAAAGCAACACCUCGGAAAAAGAAAUGUAAUACAGGCAGAAAAGCACGUAAAAGUGCCAUAUUAACAGACACACCUGAAAGAAAUGCUCUGUUUGCUGAAGCCAUUAAGAAAAAAAACAAAAAGAAUGAUGUCAAAGAAAAGAAAGCCACCAAGAAAAGGAAGCAGGAGUUUUUACACAAAGUUCGAUCCAAAAAACCUGUUGAAAAGUACGACAUAUCCAGCUCAGACUACGAAGACUGGUAUUGUCUGAUUUGUGUAGAACCAUAUUCCAAUAGCAGGCCCCGGGAGAAAUGGAUUCAAUGUAGUAUAUGCAGAGGAUGGUCUCAUGAGGAAUGUUUGGGAACAGAUGGAGGUAUAAUUUUAUAUUAUAUUUGUCAUAACUGUGAAUCUGAUGAUGAAUAAAUUUAAGGUUCAUCGGUUCAGUUUAUUGUGGAUUUCUAUUUUCUUAUCAUUUAAAUAAACUCUCAAAAGUUAUAGUUUGUUUAUGAUGCAACUUGCCCCUCAUACUGAUGCAACUUGCCCCGCAGAUGGGGUAAGUUGCAUCAAAUAUUUUUUUAGAUAUAUAUCAAAAUUAAGUAUAUAAGAAAUGAUUUUCAUUAAUAUCUACGCAUGUGAACUUGAUGAUGAGGUCUAGCAUAUUUAUAUACGAC